Neodiprion fabricii is the source of this 1026-nucleotide messenger RNA. RefSeq lists its product as uncharacterized. NCBI's taxonomy places the organism in Eukaryota, Metazoa, Arthropoda, Insecta, Hymenoptera, Diprionidae. The coding region runs from base 182 to 901 and encodes 239 amino acids. The record is from RefSeq and is a predicted model, not a curated record. The transcript is spliced from 6 exons.
AAUUGUCGCAUAUUGCGAUCGUUCAGGUGGUCACCCGGCCGAGAUAAGCGACAGAUGGAUAUCUCACCCUCAGGUGCGUGAUUAUGAUCGUCUCGCAGAACGUAUAUAUAUAUAUGGGGGAACAUCGUUCGACAAACCAGCAGUGCGUGCCUGUGGUUACAGCUCUACGAAUCCCGCAGACAUGAAAUUUUACGGCAUAGUUGUCUUCUUGGCGUUUGCCGCCCUUGCCCAGGGAGUGCCCAACAAUGCGAGAACGAAGCGCUCGAUUAGCGAUAAUCUGGUGACGUUGGUCGAGAGCAUUCAAGCGUUAGCGUCGGCGGCUAACGAAGAGUUGGGACUCCCCGCAUUCGACCCCUAUACGGCUGAUUCCCUUGACAUUUCGAUCAACCAGACUUUGGCAAAAUUGGAGGGCGGACUGACCGACUUGAAGAUCGCGGGUCUGUCGGACUUCUCGAUCGACACAUUGAAGUUCAGUCUCAUAGGACUCAAGUUCACCUUCGGUUUCACCUGGCCCAACAUUACCUUCAGCACAGGAUACUCGAUCGACGGCACGGUCGCCAGCGUGAUACCGAUCUACGGUGAUGGUGAUGCAUCUGGUGAGAUCACCAGCCUGACCGUUUCCGGAACCGCUGGGAUAUCCAUUAAGAAUUCGUACCUGUACCUUAAAACUUUGACCAGCGCAGUCAGUUUGGACGAUUUCGAUCUCCAACUUACCGGACUCGUGAACAACGACGACGCAUCGGCUCUCAUAGCAGCCGUGGUCAGCGACACAGUCCCACAGAUCCUCGUGGACUUCCAGGAGCAGAUCACCGACGCCGCCAACACCGCGAUCACCGAAUACGUCGACGACUACCUCGGCAGCAUGACGUUGGCUGAACUUCUGGCACUCAUCAACAGCUAAAUUAAUUCCUCACGAUCUGCGGGUACUUGGUUGAAAUUUCAGUGUAGGAUAUUGCAUUAACCAAGCACCAAUCCACGCUUUGACUGCAGGAAAUGUGAAUGAAUAAAUAAAUCAUCGAAAAUAUA